Molecule: messenger RNA, 1398 nt
Organism: Suricata suricatta (meerkat)
Lineage: Eukaryota; Metazoa; Chordata; Mammalia; Carnivora; Herpestidae
Gene: E2F5
Product: E2F transcription factor 5
Exons: 7
Coding region: 151-705 (184 amino acids)
Biological process (GO): regulation of transcription by RNA polymerase II
Cellular component (GO): RNA polymerase II transcription regulator complex
Molecular function (GO): RNA polymerase II cis-regulatory region sequence-specific DNA binding; DNA-binding transcription factor activity, RNA polymerase II-specific; protein dimerization activity
Source: RefSeq, a predicted model, not a curated record
AAAAUAGUAUACAGUGGAAGUGCUGGCUGUAACACUAAAGAAGUCAUAGAUAGAUUAAGGUACCUUAAAGCUGAAAUUGAAGAUCUAGAACUGAAGGAAAGAGAACUUGAUCAGCAGAAGUUGUGGCUACAGCAAAGCAUCAAAAAUGUGAUGGAAGACUCGAUUAAUUAUAGAUUUUCCUAUGUAACUCACGAAGACAUCUGUAAUUGCUUUAAUGGUGAUACACUUUUGGCCAUUCAGGCGCCUUCUGGUACUCAGCUGGAGGUACCUAUUCCAGAAAUGGGUCAGAAUGGACAAAAGAAAUACCAGAUCAAUCUAAAGAGUCAUUCAGGACCUAUCCACGUGCUGCUUAUAAAUAAAGAAUCCAAUUCGUCUAAGCCAGUGGCUUUUCCCGUUCCCCCACCUGAUGACCUCACACACCCCUCCUCUCAGCCCUCCACUCCAGUGACUCCACAGAAAUCCAACACAGCAGCUCAGAAUCUGCCCGAGCAACAGGUCUCCGAAAGAAACCAGAAUCUUCAACAGACACCGGCCACAGACUUAUCAUUAGGAUCUAUUAGUGGAGAUAUCAUUGAUGAGUUAAUGUCUUCUGAUGUGUUUCCUCUCUUAAGGCUUUCUCCUACCCCGGCAGAUGACUACAACUUUAAUUUAGAUGAUAAUGAAGGAGUUUGUGAUCUGUUUGAUGUCCAGAUACUAAAUUAUUAGAUUCCAUGGAAACUCGGGACUGUUAUCUACCUCUAACUGUAACAUUUUAGACUUCUUAAUAACCUAAGUAUUUAAAGUAAUGAAUGUAACACCUUUUUAGUUCACUGAUUCUGAAGUGUUCUCUAAUAAUUUCUUUUUUUACUUCACAAAACUUCAACCAUAAAAACAAAGGGCUCUUUUCAACCAUAAAAACAAAGGCUUUUUUUCAGGGGGAAAAAGUGAUUAAAUACCCACAAAUCCUCCCUCCCCCCUUAAGUAAUUACAUUCUGGGAUUUUUAUCUUUUCUUCCAAUUCUGAAUCUUUCUGGGUUUUUUUUUUUUUUCCCUCUUAUGAGAGAAACAUUAAAGUAGACUAAGGUCAUCAAAAACAAAAAAAGUUGGUCAGCAGCUCAUCCCUUAUAUUUUUUUACUGCCAAGAAACUGUCCAUAUUUCUGUGUGUCCCUCAAUCCAAACACACAUUCACUGCCACUUAUAAAGUGAAGGAUGUAAACUAGGAUAUAUUAACUGUUUCAGUGAACAGAUUUUGUGAAGUGCCUUCUGGUUUAGCACUUUAAGUUUAUCACAUUUUGUUGACUUCUGACAUUCCACUUUCCUAGAUUAUAGGAAAGAUCUGUUUAUGUAGUUUGUUUUAAAAUGUGCCAAUGUCUGUACAUUAACAAGAUUUUUAAAAAUAAAACUGUAUAAAACAUUUAA